UCGAGAUCAUUUGGAAACCCUGCAUCCAACGGCCAAGGCCCUUCUCUCCAGCUCUCCAAGAGGACCAAGACUCCUAGCCCUCCUCUCUCGAGUCAAAGUGAAUACUGGCUCACUGAGAACCUCGGGCUCUCCGCCCACGUCGUCGGCGACGUCACCACGCCUCCCGUCUCGGCCGGCGACCUCCUCGCCUCCGCCGGCCCCGGCAACUUCUCCACCAUCGACGCCAUCUGCAGUGUGGCCAAGUUCACCGGGGCCCGCGUGGCGCUGCUGACCGCGCGGCCAGAGGCGGGGAGAAUGGCGUGCCGGAGCGCAAACGCGGUGGCGUACAUCCCGGCCCAAACCAUGGCUGACGGCGAGGAGUCGGGAGCUUCGCUAGGGGUGAGGUUGCCGAUGGGGAGCGUGUACGAGGGGGCGGGGGCGCCUUUCAUGCUGUUCGAGAUGGUGGUGCUGCGGCUGGCCGAAGUGCUAGGCCAGGCACCGUCCCACCUCUGCUCGCGCCAUACCAACCUCGAAUAGAUUUAGCAGCAAACAAUGUUGGUAGUAGCAGUCGAAGGACUCCUUGGAUUCAGAGAUGAGGGCGCGGGCGAACUUGAUGCGGUCUUUAGCCUCCUUCUCGAGGGGGCGGAGGGAGUCCUCAUCGAAGGGGAGGACAGAGUCGAGGCGGGCGGCGAGGGAGGAGGAGGAGGUGAGGUCUUCGAA
Messenger RNA from Phoenix dactylifera (date palm), 699 nucleotides. The record is from RefSeq and is a predicted model, not a curated record. Lineage: Eukaryota; Viridiplantae; Streptophyta; Magnoliopsida; Arecales; Arecaceae.